GGAAAAUAAUUAUAGCAUGAACUUGUUCGAACACGAGAUCGAUCAGAGUUUUAAAAACAAGUUCAGUCGCGAAGGUCAACAUUAGGUAGAAUUGGUCAAACAGGUUGUCUAGUUUACUUGGAUUAAUACUUUCAAUCAUUAAAAUGAGUGUCUGUGUUUAUGGAAUAGAACCUAUGGAGUUUGCCUUCCCAGAAGAAGACUUAGCCAUUUCAAGUUCAAAUGCCAUAGAUACAAAAUUUGAUGAGGCUGUAGGCCAUAUAGAAGACAUUAUAAUGGAGGAUGAAUUCCAGACUUUACAGAAUGAUUUUAUGGAAAAAUAUUACCUUGAAUUUGAGGACACUGAAGAAAACAAAUUCUGUUACACAGAUAUACACAGGGAAUAUAUAGAACUUAUAGAAAAAUACCUUGAAGAAGAAUUAUCCAAGAGGAUAGAAAAUUUUUCCAUGGGGGAGUUUACCAAAACAAUCAUGGAACGCAAAAAUGAACUUGAAGGUGAAAUCUUCGAGAUGCUUCUGACCUUCAGCGACUUUAUGUCUUUCAAAGAAAUGUUCCUGGAUUACAGAGCUGAGAAAGAGGGGCGCAAUGUUGAUUUGAGUAUGGGAAUCACUGUUACUUCCAUGCACGGUGGUCCCGAUUUUGAGGAUGAUGAUGACCACGAUAUGAACGAUCAUGACAUGCACUUUGGUGGAGGAUUGUCGUUAACUGGACAUUCAUUUGGACAACAACACUGAUACCUAGAAGCCUUUAGUCCUUUUAUUUCAAAUCUUUUUUUAGUGAAGUUGCUUUAUGUACAAAUGUAAUAUAAUGUCAAGUAUCUUCAGUUUACCGUCCAAGUACACAUUUUUACCUCUACCUCCGUCCCAAAUUUUGAAUCUUGUACUUUUUAACUCUCUUGCCUUUUUUUUUUUACUACUGGCUUGAUAAUGAAGUUUUCCUCCAAAUGUAAUGGACAUUUUAACAUGAAUUUGCAUUUGACUUUGCAUGUACAUAUGGUAAUGCAGAAUGUACUCGGUACAUGUACAUUUCAGUCAGGUGUUUAGUAUGCAUAGUAUGGUGGAACUGCAGAAUAUAAUCUAAGCACUACAUGAUUCUGUACACAUAGUCAGGUUAAUUCAAAAUAACAUAUUUGAUUGUGUUCUGAGUAUAAAUAUCAUGUUUUUGUAUACAAGUUAGUACAAUGGUAUAGGCACAUAUGCAACACUAGUAAAUGUAUCAAGUCAAUUCAUUAUUCAUGAUUUACCAUUACUUUUAUUUCUCUAUUUAUUAUAAGUCCAUCCACAGGUUUUUGAAGACAUUGAAAAUGUGUUUAGAAGGAAUGUCCUGUGUUAUUUCGUGGGCGUAAUUGUAAUUUACAUAUAUGUAACAUUCCUAUUGAGGCUAUUGUAAAAUGUACAUGCUGUAAGUGUAUUACUGUUUGAAGGAUGUGAUGUUUCAAUGGACUGAUUUAAAGUGCUCUGUAUCAAUUGUUUUUUUUUAUAUGAAAGUAAAGAAAUAAGAAUUGAGGUUCUUUCCCCAAAAAUACCAAGUUUGCUUCAUGAUCUGCUAUAUUAAUUUUUUUAUGUCAGGCUCAAGUAUUUUUACUACAAAGUACAUUUCGUAAUGAUCACAACUUUAAUGUUAUUCCAUAACACGGUAGUAGCUAUAUAUAACACAUAAUAUAAAAGUUUGUUGUCUCUUUCUGUUUAAUUUAUCAAUAUUGCUGCUUGUGAAAGAGGAUGAGAGAAUAUAUAAUGGUUGUCAUUUUAUGUUAUGUUGUGUGAGAUGACUUUAUAUGAGAGGGUGCAUUGAAUAAUAUGAGUGGUUUGAAAAUGAGUUGGUGAAAAUUAUUAUUUGUCUUGUGUGGUCACUGUUUAUCUCUUUUAAGCAAAAAAGAUUAUUAUUUAUUGGAACAGUUUUGAUAUUAAAAACAAAAAAUCACAAAUGAA
This is a messenger RNA of Magallana angulata, 1925 nucleotides long. RefSeq names its product ADP-ribosylation factor-like protein 2-binding protein. The transcript is spliced from 7 exons. Bases 144 to 731 code for a protein of 195 amino acids. Gene Ontology annotation, cellular component: mitochondrial intermembrane space. NCBI's taxonomy places the organism in Eukaryota, Metazoa, Mollusca, Bivalvia, Ostreida, Ostreidae. Gene Ontology annotation, biological process: positive regulation of tyrosine phosphorylation of STAT protein; maintenance of protein location in nucleus. The record is from RefSeq and is a predicted model, not a curated record.